Vanessa tameamea is the source of this 3883-nucleotide messenger RNA. RefSeq names its product alpha-mannosidase 2-like. The transcript has 5 exons. Lineage: Eukaryota; Metazoa; Arthropoda; Insecta; Lepidoptera; Nymphalidae. Gene Ontology annotation, biological process: N-glycan processing; protein deglycosylation; mannose metabolic process. Gene Ontology annotation, molecular function: carbohydrate binding; alpha-mannosidase activity. The coding region runs from base 52 to 3876 and encodes 1274 amino acids. The record is from RefSeq and is a predicted model, not a curated record. Gene Ontology annotation, cellular component: Golgi membrane.
UUAUGUAAUUAUUUUACAGCUCUUCGAAAAAUUGUUCGAGAUCAGACUAAGAUGGUGCAAAGACCCUUUCAUGAUAAUAAUGCAGACUUCAUAAUUAGUAACAAAUCACAGCAGAAUCCCCAGAAAAUGAUAUAUCCCAGGUUUACGCAAGUUAAAUCAGUCGUACACAAAAUGGAAAGACCUAAAAUAUCCACAAUUUUGUCUUCAAUAGACACGGCAAAGAGCAGGUCAAUGUUUUCUAGAAUGAAUAUCGCUAAAAACGAAAAAAUGAACCCUUACGAUCUGAGGAUGGCAAGAGAUGCCAUCACUAACGUUAUCCGUUACAGCGAAGAUAACUUUAUAUUCCCUGAUAGUGAAGCGGUCGGCGUUAGAAACCUGAGCUAUAAUAAUGUAAAACUCUACAAUGUUUUAAAUGAUUCAAAUUUCUUCUCAUCUCUUGACGAACUAAAGCAACACAACACGCCGUCGUCUGAAAAAAGUCCUAUUUUUUUUCCAGACGACGUAGCAACAAAUAUUGAUAAUCAUAAAUUCGUAAAGGGUAUUUUGAAAUACAAUACUGACUCUAGUACGAAAGACAUAAUUGAUAUAAGACUCAAUAACACGCGGUUAUCUAAGACAACCGAAUCAAACUUUGAUCCAAAUUUAGAAAAGGUUGAUUUUCUCAUUGAAGAGACUCCUAUGGUAAUUGAAUCGGGCUUUAACAUUUACAAUAAAUCGGGGCCGCCCUAUUUAUGUACAGAUCUAUAUGAAGCUAAAGCUGAUAUCGAUGGGAAAGAGAAGUACUCACACAUGGAUAUUGAGGCCCCGUGGAUGGUAAAGAAACAGUUUUGGAGUCAAGUUUAUGACAGUCGCUAUGAAUCACUCAUGAGAAACCCCAAAUGGCCUUCAUUAAGAGUUAUUUUAAUACCAAGGUCUCAGGUUCAUACAAUUUGGAAGCGAUCCUUCGAAAGUUUACAUAAUGAUACAGUGCAUCGCAUCAUAUCAAACGUGGUCAAAAAACUUCAAUUUUAUCCAAAUUUAACCUUUUCUUGGAAUGAAGUUUCUCAUUUGAGUGAAUGGUGGAAAGGUGCCCGACCGAAAAGUCGAGCGGUAUUCCGUCGAUUAAUCAAAGAAGGACGACUCGAAAUCACAACUGGGACGUGGGUUGAAGCCGACGAAUCUACAUCACAUAUAUUUGGUACCAUACAUCAACUUAUGGAAGGUCACCAGUGGCUGCAACAUAAUUUAAAUUAUUCACCAGACGCUGCAUGGUUGACGAAUAGUGUGACCCACAGUUCUACUUUACCUUAUCUCUUAUCUGCAACGGGAAUAUCUAAUUUAGUAUUCACGAAUUUACAUUACUCAUGGCAGCAAUUCCUUACUGAAUAUCAAUUUACUGACUUCAUAUGGGUUCAGAAUUGGGAUCACGACAAAACCAAACAGACAAAGCUGAACGAAGCCUUCAAAAAAUUUGGUAAUGAUCGCUAUCCAAAACAUUCUGUUCUCGCACACUAUUUACAAUUCAAUUCAGCUGGUUUUGAAGCUUGCGGGCCCCAAGGUGAAAUAUGUGCCACAGAAUUCAAUUUUGCUAAUAAUAAUAACAACCUGGACAUAAAUACAUUUAACGUUAAAGAAAAAUCUGAAAGAUUACUUGAACAAUAUUCAAAGACUGGUUCUACAUCUUCGCACAACAUGAUUAUUGCACCACUCGGUGGACCAUUCCAUUACGAAUUUCAAACAGAAUUCGAUUAUCAGUACAAUAACUAUGAAAAAAUUGCUAACUUUGUAAACAAUAAUAGGGAUAUUUAUAAGGCUACUAUCGAAUUUGGCACAUCCAAAGAUUAUUUCGAAGCUGUUUCUUCAAGUCAAACACCUAUUCCUACUUUGAAAGGAGAUUUUCUCAAUUUCGCCGAUAUCAAUGAUGGUAGUCCAGCUUAUUGGACAGGGCUCUUUACAUCUAGGCCACAGUUUAAAAUCUUAUUAAGGCGUCUACAAUCAACUUUACGCAGUACAGAAAUCCUUUUUUCGUUUGCUCUUAACUAUGAUGUCUUUAAAACAUACAACGCUUCGAAACAUUUCGAACGUUUACUUAAUGCAAGGGAAGUAGUUGCACGCCUCCAAGACAAUCACGUGGUGUCAGGAACACUCACUACUGGCGCGAAACGAUAUGUUCACUCUCAAAUUUUAAGUACAGCUAAAGAUUGCUGGAAAAUACAAGAAGUAGCGGCAAGUUUGCUCAGUACGAAAGCAAACCAAAAUAAAACAUAUUUAGAAAAAUAUGUUUAUCGAGAAGGAGAAUUCAUAUCUUCUUUCAAAUCAAUUACGCCAGGUGAUCAUAUAUACAUAUUCAAUUCCCUAAAUGGUGAAAGAACUGAAGUAGUGGAACUAAUGACCAGACACCCCAAUAUACGAGUUAUAGACCAUAAUAAAAAAGAUGUAACCAUUCAAAUCAAUCCUAUUUGGAAAUUUAAUUACGAAAACAAAAUCAAAAUAUCAAAACAGUUUUUUAAAAUUACCUUUGUCGUUGUGGUGCCGCCGAUGACUCUUGAAUUGUUUAAAAUUAAAAAGACUUAUGACAACACACAGAGUGCUUCUACUAUAUAUUGCGAAGUAUGUGAAUUUGAUGGCAUAGAAAACUUCUCUUUUGAUGUUCGACCUGUAGAAGUGGGCGAUAUACAAAUCGAAAAUUACAAACAACGACUCGUUUUCGACGAAUACUCAGGUUUCCUAAGAAAUGUAAUCGAUAAAACGACAAAUAAUGAAAAACUUGUCCUCGUCGACUUCGGCGCAUUUCGGAGUUCUAUUAAAAAUUCCGGUAUAUUUUUGUUUAAUACAAAUUACUCAAAACCUUUAGAAGAUAUUCUAUCACCAUUUAGAUUGGACUUCAAAUCAAAGACUAUUAUGAUCAUAUCGGGACAGAUAACUACAGAAUUGGUAUCUAUAUACGGAAUCCUUCUCCAACAUUCGGUUAAAAUAUUCAACCUGAUGACUAGUCCUUUAUCCGACACUAUUAAAUUUGAAACUAAAGUAGAUUACGAGAUUUCACCUAAAAACAGAGAAUUAGAGAUAUUCAUUUCAAUAAAAACAGACAUAGGCAACGGAAAUCCUCCGGAACUCACUAUAGACAAUAACGGCUUCGACUAUAAAUCGCGCAUUAUUAACCUUAGCAGACGUAUCGAAUCCAACAUGUAUCCCAUGACCAAUAUGGUGUUCAUACAAGAUCACAAGAACCGACUGACAGUCGUUACUGACCACGCCCAAGGUGUCACGGCUCUACAAGAGGGCCAGAUAAUUGUGAUGCUUGAUCGACGAAUUCUUUUUGACGACGGCCGAGGUUCAGGAGAAGGCCUCGCUGAUAAUAGUGCUACAUUUCACACUCAUUAUAUUUUACUGGAAAGUAUUGUCGAACCUACAAAUGAGUAUUUUAAAUCUUCCAAUAGAAACAGCGUGAGAUUGCCCAGCUUUUCCGCAAAUUAUUUCGCUAAUAUUCUUAAUUACCUGUUGGAUAUUUUCUUUAUAGAUACGAGCAAGGUCAAUCUUUGUCAUUAUGCGUUCAGGCCUCUGGUAAAAAAUUCAUUCCCUUGUGAUGUAACACUCAUAAAUUACAGAACAAUACUGAUUAGAGGAACUCCAGAAAAAUUUUCUCCAAACACUGCAUUGAUGACACUCCAUAGACAGAGCUUCAGUUGUGUAAUAAAGCACGACAUAUCUGUGCGUUGUAACGGAGAAGAAACGCUUAAGUUAGAUAAAACUUUCCAUAAUGUAAUUGCAGUAUAUCAAACUAAUUUGGUGGGUACGAACGAAGGCACCCCUGUUAAUGUUUUGAAUAAAGAUAACUUGCCCUCUAUGGAAAUUACUACCUUACGAAUAUACUUCGGUAAUUUUAGUAAAUUCUAAUAAUUAU